CCCCAAUGUAGGUUAGCCGUCGUGGGGAUGUAGGUUGGCUAUAUACGCCUAAUGCCGGCCAUCACUCUGUCAGUCAUACUGCCUCUCAUCAUCCAACCGCCGCUUUCUCGUGCAGGAAUUUCGCUUGGUCGUCAUCGUACUGACCGCAAGGUACCACCAAACCAAACCGGCACGACGGUCUCAAUCGCGGAAAUCUUCCGCCGGCAAUAACGGUACUCCCAAUCGCGGCUAAAUCGCGACAGAAACAGAGUGUGCCAGUCGCCAGGCGUUUGUCUUCAACGGGAAGGAUACACCGGGAAAAAUGAUACGGCACAUAGCGUUCCUGCUUUUAGGAGCUGUAAUGGUUGCAGCACAGCGUAGGUUAGCAUUACCAGAUCCCAGAAGCUGUGCGAAUAGAGUCCGACAUGCGUCAUACAGAGACGCUCGUGGAGUAACCCACUCGUACUUCUUCAGUUGGGAACAUCCUCCGACGAGGGGUCUCGAAGUGGACUGGUUAGAUGCCAGAAACAUCUGCAGGCGACACUGUAUGGACGCCGUCUCCUUGGAGACGCCCCAGGAGAACGAGUUCAUCAAGCAGAGGCUGGCUAGAGGCAACGUCAGGUACAUUUGGACUUCCGGAAGGAAAUGUAACUUUGCAGGUUGCGAACGUCCCGAUCUUCAACCCCCCAACAUUAACGGUUGGUUCUGGUCUGGAUCUGGAGCCAAGAUUGGACCGACCACCCAGAGGAACUCUGGAGAUUGGAGCCACACUGGUGGAUUCGGCCAAGCGCAACCUGACAACAGGGAAGCCGCUCAGGGUAACGACGAAUCCUGCUUAUCAAUCCUCAAUAACUUCUACAAUGACGGAGUCAAAUGGCACGACGUCGCUUGUCACCACGUCAAGCCCUUCGUUUGCGAAGACAGCGAUGAACUCCUCAACUUCGUCGCAUCUAGAAACCCAGGAAUUCGUCUAUAAGCCACUUACAAUGUCUUUUGUAUAAAGCGCCAACCCGUUCUUUUACACCCAACAGAAAAAAAUCACAUCAAACUUAGACUGAAAUGGCAGCAUACUUAACUGUAUUGUUGCUUGUGAUGUGCGACGAUUCUUACGUAAGUUAAGGUUGACCAUACACGUUGGUUUUGCUAUAGUUGGUUUGUAAACAUCCUAUGGUAAUAUGUGAGAGUAUGGUCUGUUUUUUAGAGUAGAAAUGGUGAUAUCGGAAGCGCCAUAUAUUAAAAACAUUUUUUCGUAUCAAAUUUUGCUAGGAAAAGCUCAAGUACUAUAAAAUAUUAUAGUUAAAAAUUUAAAUUCCUGACUUUCUCAACUUGUCUAGACGUUGAAUGUUGUACAAAAAUUAUAUUCCUUUGUAAAACAGCAAUGAUUGUGUCGUUAAAACCUUGCGUACUAAAAGUAUAAACAAAUGCUGCCAUCUCAGAAAUGUCAAGAAAAUCCCUAAUUGGAAUUUUUCCUUAGACCCUCUGAUUCAUUCAUCCUUCUCGUAUUUUUUCACUUAAUGCAUGUGAAUAAAGCUUUACCUUUUAGUUGAUAGAUAUUUUAUGUACUUUAUAAAUUAUAUUUUUAUUUUUAAUAAAAAAACUUAUUUUAAA
Molecule: messenger RNA, 1587 nt
Organism: Acanthoscelides obtectus
Lineage: Eukaryota; Metazoa; Arthropoda; Insecta; Coleoptera; Chrysomelidae
Source: the annotation of a GenBank genome assembly